GGAUCGCUCUGAGGUGCGACUCACUUGGUCUCUCCUGUAAGGCUGUGGUAAUGACACCCAUGGUGCAUCUGUUGUUGCUUCCAUCGCUGCUCUGCAUUGCUGCAGGGAUGGACCUGGAGGAGAUGAAGGGCCCAUUUGAGGAUACUGCAUUAAAUGUGGAAGAGGCAACAAGAGUGCCCUAUCCAGUGCAUAAGUUUCAGGUACCUGCAGAUGUUAACGAUUUCAGGCUGAGAGGAGAAGGCUUGGACAACUUUAAAAUAUCAAAGGAUGGCUGGCUUUACCUGGAGAAACCUCUAGACUGGUCUCAGGAAACUCACUACGUAUUCAACGUGGAGGCAUUGGCAGAUGAGGAAGUAGUGGAGGGUUCAAUAACUGUGACCAUAAAUGUCUUGGACGUAAACAACAACGCUCCACGGUUCAACCAGACUAGCUACACCGCUACGAUUCGGGAAAGGAGAACACCAGGUCUCCCAUUCCUCCAAGUGUUUGCUACCGACCAGGAUGACCCAGAGACUGAGAACGCUCAUCUGCGCUACAGCCUGAUCAGCCAAAUCCCCAACAAUCGCAACAUCUUUAUGUUCCAGAUCGACCCAGAGACCGGAGAGAUCUCCACCACAGGAGAGGGACAAGAAAUGCUGAAGGCCAGAGCAGGAAUCCAGUAUGCCAAGGGAGAAGAUUGGAGCAGUGACUCACUUAAAGCAAAGUUUACACAGUACUGUUUGGCGCAGGACAUCCCGUAUGAAGAAAACCCUUUCUUCACCUGUGUGGAGAGACAAGAAAUGAGGAGCCGUAAUUUGGACCCCCUGGAGGACCCCGACUACACCCUAUUUAUCCGUGUGCAGGACACGAAUGGAGCCACAGAGACAGCACUGAGUGGAAAUGCCAGAGUUCAUAUUGUAGUGCAGCCCAACCUGUGGGCCAACCCUGGGACAAUAACUAUUAAGGAGAACUUAAAAGAAGAUUAUCCCCAUAUUAUUGCAAAGGUCCAGUCUAAUGAGCCCGAUGCCAUCUACAUGUUAGUGCAAAAAGAGCGAGAGCUCAUCUUCCCUUUCCAGAUUACAGAAGAUGGAGAAAUACUGUUGACAAAGGAGCUGGACAGAGAACAGAAAGAGAUGUACACUUUAGUUGUGUUUGCCAAAGACAACCAUGACAGAGAGGUGGAUCCACCCAUGGAGAUCCAUGUUGUGGUGGAGGAUGUGAAUGACAACGAGCCCGUGUGUGAACAUGAGGAGACUCUGCUGGAGGUCCAGGAAAAUGAGCCAAUAGGCAGCAUCGUGGGAGAGCUGAAGGUCUAUGAUGCCGAUAAAGAAGGAACUUUGAAUUCUCAGUUGACUUACACCAUCAUCUCACAAGAUCCAUCAAAUGUACAAGACAGCUUCUCUAUUGAUGAAACCUCUGGAAUAAUACAGAUGCUGCGCUUGCUUCAGCGAAGAGAGCAGAAGGUUUACAACCUGGGUGUCAGAGUCAGUGACUCAGAUUUCAGCACAAACUGCAAGGUGACCAUCAAGGUCAUUGACGUGAACAAUGAGCUGCCUCUGUUUGAGAAAAACCACUAUGAUACACACUCUCUGCCGGAGGACGCUGAGGUGGGUAAAACGGUGCUGACCAUCAAAGCGACAGACGCAGACGAGCCCAAAACUGGCAGCUCCAAAAUCAAAUUCAGCAUCUCUGAAGGAAACAAAGGAGAUGUCUUCACCGUGGAAACAGACGGCCAAGGAAUCGGUUAUGUGGUCAUUGCAAAGCCUCUGGACUUUGAAUCCCAUUCUACCUACAACCUCACGAUUGAUGCUCGCAACCCAGAGCCCCUGAUGAUGGGUCUGGAUUACGGCAGUGAGUCCACGGCGACCCUGUCCGUGUCCGUCACGGAUGUGGACGAGGCCCCAGAGUUCAGCCUGAACAUCCUGGAUGUGGUUGUCCCAGAAAACUUCACAAAGGGAUCAGUGCUGUUGGCAGUGGAGGCAAAGGACCCAGAAAAGAAGGAAAUCGGUUUUAAGCUGGACGGCGACACUCAGGGCUGGCUGGAGAUCGAUGCUGCCACUGGAGAGAUCAGGACCAAACAAAAAAUGGACAGAGAGAUACUGGAGACCUUUGAGGUCACUGUCACUGCCUUCGAGAAGCAGAACCCUGAGAAGUCCUCUGAACGUGUCGUCCACGUGCGGCUGCUGGAUGUCAACGACAACAUUCCCAAACUGAUUACGACCAGUGAGUUCCUCUGCAUGCAGAACCUCAAACCCAUCACCAUCAAGGCCGAAGACGGGGACAGCGACCCCUUUUCCCGUCCUUUCAACUUUUCCUUCUCAAAGAAAUUCGCCAACUGGAAGCUGACCCAAAAUGACGAUUCAUCAGCUGAACUGCAGUUGGUCAAAAAACCUGUCAAAGAAGGAACGAUCCCUCUUAAGAUCACUGUUAAAGACAAAGGAGGCAUGGGAGUUCCACAGCUGUUUGAGGUGAGAAUAUGCAACUGCACAGCCCUCGGCUACUGCUACAUCCCGCCACACGGAGAGAGCUUUAAACUUUCAGUUGGAGCCACCGUCGGGAUCUUGGCAGGCAUUCUGGGAUUCUGCGCUAUCCUCUUCAUCGUAGCGAUUAAGCGCUCAAAAAAAAAGGACAAGAAGAAACAGCAGCCUGAGGACGGGGAGCACAACCCAAUGAUGUAGAGACAACCACGCAAAGUUUUAUUUAUAUACGGAAAGAGUCACAAAUAACCUUAAAGGAGUUUUGCAAGUUUCACACCCUCACCAUGACCCCAAAUCAUAACUAUGCGUCUUUUUUUCUUUCUUGUGAGAAUGUCUAGUCUUUAUUGUUUGCAUGUUUUUCUGGAGCAUUAACACUGUGACCUGAGACUUUAUGGCCAGCUCAUGCAUUUAUUUACAGUGAGCAUACUCACUGCUAAAUAAACUAAGGAAAUUACAUAUACUGUUAAAGAAACUAAGAAAAUCCCAUUAUUCACCUUUAAAUCCUGAGACGCUGAUUUAUUUCAGCUUAUUUUAUUCAAACAUUUUAUGAAUUUGAUUAUUAGGUGCUGUGCAUACUAAAUUCACUCGACAGGCCAGCUGAGCUUUCUCACAGCUUGUUGACUUAAUGUAUUAAAAUGACUUUCUCAGACUGGCUGCUUCAUUGAUUCAAUGUUUUUUUUCCCCCAGCUCAGCAUCUGCUGAUGUUAAGUAACAUGCGAGUGAACAAUUAUUAGAUUGCUUUUGUAAAAUUGCAGUUACUGGUCUGUUUCCCAAUAAACAAAAAACUUGGAUUUAC
Messenger RNA from Girardinichthys multiradiatus, 3252 nucleotides. RefSeq names its product cadherin 17, LI cadherin (liver-intestine) (gene cdh17). Gene Ontology annotation, biological process: adherens junction organization; cell-cell junction assembly; calcium-dependent cell-cell adhesion. The record is from RefSeq and is a predicted model, not a curated record. Bases 51 to 2657 code for a protein of 868 amino acids. Gene Ontology annotation, molecular function: calcium ion binding; cadherin binding. Gene Ontology annotation, cellular component: catenin complex; plasma membrane; adherens junction. Lineage: Eukaryota; Metazoa; Chordata; Actinopteri; Cyprinodontiformes; Goodeidae. The transcript is spliced from 19 exons.